Messenger RNA from Labeo rohita (rohu), 1032 nucleotides. RefSeq lists its product as uncharacterized. The record is from RefSeq and is a predicted model, not a curated record. Lineage: Eukaryota; Metazoa; Chordata; Actinopteri; Cypriniformes; Cyprinidae. The coding region runs from base 112 to 768 and encodes 218 amino acids. The transcript is spliced from 2 exons.
CUUGAAUCCCCCCCCAAAUGAGCUCCUCUUCUUCCUGUACUUCACUCCUGUAUCGGUGAGCAAAACAACAACACAGAAGAGAUUUCUGCAACUAUAUUUGAUAACAAAGAGAUGAAGCCCAUUCCGCAAAAAAUCACAACUAUACCCCAGCUACAAGAGUGUGGAUUUGGUCAACCUUGGCCCAGACAUGGACUCCAGCUCUUGUUCUGGUUUGCUAAAGUUUGUAUUUGGGUUAGCGACAACGACGACAUGUUUCUGGCGGUUGACCCGACGAAGGAAUAUUUUGGCUUUCACCGCUUUGAGAACAGACACAUUAAACAUAAAGAGACACUUCUUCCAGAUGUGAACUUUCAGUACUACUUGCUGGGCAAUCUGAAUUCACCAGGAGCUGACAUGCUGCCGGAGUACAUCCGUGAACACAACACCGGCCAGCGAGACGGAAACACGGAUCGCAUCAUUGUCACCGAUCACAGAGAGUGGAAGUUUGGGAAAAUUUACGUGACCACACACAAAGAUAAGUGGAGUUUUGAUCCAUACGGCACAUUUCAUAUCUCCAGGAGCCUCCUGAAGACCAUCAAGUCAUUCGCGAAUCUAGACAACUUUCUGCUGACCAUUGGGUAUCACACGGCAGUUUUCCAAAUGGCUGUGUUGAGUCUUGCUGAUACAGAAUUAGCAGCGUAUCAUGAAGAUAAGGAAGAAACUUAUGAUGUUUCCACAGAUACUGAUACACCGUCUCGAAACUGUAUUUGUAGCUGUACCAUACUCUGAAAUCAUAUGGGAGGAAAAGUUGCAGAUAAAGUCUCUGAGAUGUACAGUGCAAGGUCUGAAACAAGUAGAUUAGCAGAACUAACAGUAGAACAUGUAUAUGCUUAGUAACAGAAAGAUGUGCUCAUCUACUGACUGAACUUGUCAUGAAGUAAACUUGUAACCUUGGUAUUUUUGUGCUUUCUAUUGAAUUAAACAUGCAUGUGAUUUUUGGCCGUUGAAUCGGUCUGCUACUUUCAGCAGUGAAUAAAUGCGAGUCAAAGAGAA